Lachancea dasiensis is the source of this 1599-nucleotide messenger RNA. NCBI's taxonomy places the organism in Eukaryota, Fungi, Ascomycota, Saccharomycetes, Saccharomycetales, Saccharomycetaceae. The record is from the annotation of a GenBank genome assembly.
AUGAAUUCCAAUGACCUAGCUCUUACUAUAAUAUUGGCCAUAUCAUUUGGAGUAUGCUCCAGAGUUUGCUAUACUUUUUUAUGGUUCAGGGCUCAAGAGGUCUUUGACAUUGGUGGUCCAGGUGUAAUUAGCGAAAUGAUGGACAUGAGUAUAGUUCAGGGCCAUAAGGCCGGCUUUAUAUCCAAGUUCUACAGCCAUUUCUCAAUUUCAUCACGCAACAUGGGAAAGUUUGUAAGAGUUCUGUUUGCUUCGACAUUUGCCCUGUGUUUGGUCGCUGUGGAACUGACAUUGUGGCAAAUUUUAGUGGCCGAAGAUAGCAAUUUUAACAGUGCUGGAAUUGGGGCUUUUGUAUGGCUGAUUGAUUCGGUAGCACUUGGCCUGAUUCUAAUUUUGGUGCAACCAUUUUUGAUCUUGUUAACGAUGCUCAAUAAGUUUUAUGGUGAUAGAAUGGGUGUUGAUUAUUUAACAAUGGUUUCCUGUGCAUUGAUCCUAACUUGGAUAUAUUGUUUGACAGGACUCAAUUGGGGGCCCUUUGGUGCGUCAACUAGCCUUCUGACCAAAGUAUCUGUUAUUGGGGUUAGUAUCAUGGCAACGCUCUCUGGAGUGGCCUCCCUGUCGACACCGUAUUACGUGGUGCAGUUUUUUUGGCAAAAGCGAACUGGGGUAGUCUCUAAUACCGCGCCCAACAACAUUCGCGUUUUGUUACUGGACGAGGUUGUGUUGAUGGAGAAAAAGAGGGAGUGUGAUCAAAAGAUCCAGGAGAAUCUAAUUCUCUUGCGCAAGGUGGAACGAGAACCCGGGGGAACAAACUCUGUUGUAAGGCAGCAACUCGUUGACCAGAUUAGCACACUUCAAUUAGACUUAGCAAAGCUAGAACAAAGUUCCAGAGAUCCGAAGUUCGUACGUUUACUGAAGCAGGGAGUUCAGCUUUCGUUUCUGGUAUACUGUGUCUACAAACUGCUAUCGACCGCGUUAAUCAAAAUUCCUGCGAUGGUUGCCCACACAUACUAUUACCCGAACGACUAUGACUACAGACACUUUGGCGGUUCCGCCGAUGGCUCAACAAAAGUUGCCGAUCCGUUGGCGGUAACACUGUCAAAAAUUUUGAACUUCCUGUUUUUUCGCUUCAAACACCAAGAAGGACAGGAUUUUCUUGUCAAACAAAUUUCGAUGAUCCUGUCAGUUUCCCUGUUUGGCUGCUCCGUUUCAACAGUCGUGACCACAGUGUCGUACUUAACAACGCUUCUGCCGCACAGAAUUCAAAUUUUGGCACUGAGAACUAUGACCAAAGAUGCUUCAGAGGUCGUGCUUCCUAAAUCAAACAAAGAUUCGCUCAGAAGAUUGAGAAACCCAUCUGUUAUCAAAAACCUGCUUAUAUCUGAGCUCACCGGAAUUUAUGUCCUCGCGACCAUUUUAAUGAUUCGUUCCAAUUUGCCUAUGGAUGUGAAUGAACGUCUAAAUCGAAUGCUUGGUGCAAGUUUUGGCGUUCCCAACGUAAUACUUGAUGUAUGGUUUGACAAAAUGUUUGCAGUAAGCUCAUUACUUACUUUCGUGGGUAUAAGGGUCGCAGAGAACAGGGCUACAAAUCAUUACUCAUGA